Messenger RNA from Ipomoea triloba (trilobed morning glory), 788 nucleotides. Its product is annotated as autophagy-related protein 8f-like. Gene Ontology annotation, biological process: cellular response to nitrogen starvation. Lineage: Eukaryota; Viridiplantae; Streptophyta; Magnoliopsida; Solanales; Convolvulaceae. The transcript is spliced from 6 exons. The coding region runs from base 211 to 579 and encodes 122 amino acids. The record is from RefSeq and is a predicted model, not a curated record.
UCUAAUCUCUUCUCAUCCGAUUCAAUCUCAAUAGUCAAUACCUAUAAAAUCGAAAAUAAAGAGGAUUUUGUUUACUUUUGAAAUUCUACUUCAUUUACUAUUACUCCCAUAUAUAGACGAGAUAGAAGCAGAGUACAAGAACUCACUCGACUCUACAAAUAAUCUGCUUUCUUCCAACCCGAUCAUUCUAGGUUGCAGUAAUCAGACGGGAUGGCAAAGAGUUCAUUCAAGCAACAGCAUGAACUUGAGAAGAGGCAGGUUGAGGCUCGCCGGAUUAGGGAAAAAUAUCCGGAGAGAAUUCCAGUGAUUGUUGAGAAGGCAGAGAGAAGCGACAUUCCAAACAUUGACAAGAAAAAGUAUCUCGUCCCUUCUGACCUCACGGUAGGACAAUUUGUGUAUGUGAUUCGCAAAAGGAUAGAGUUGAGCGCGGAGAAAGCAAUUUUCAUAUUUGUUGAUAAUGUCCUCCCGCCAACAGGAGCACUCAUGUCUGCCAUAUAUGACGAGAAGAAGGACGAAGAUGGUUUCCUCUAUGUCACCUACAGCGGGGAGAACACAUUCGGUGACAACACCAUGCUUUAGACCUCUCCAAUACUGCCACGGGAAAACUUUCUUUGCAGCUUCACCAUUACUGGAUCAAAACCACUUUCACUUUUAUCGUUUGCUUUACAGAUAAUAGUUUUAGCUUCACUAUGUAUAGCAUUUAACUGUGUAUAGUUGCAGACAAGUUGACUAUAUUCCCAGAAUGUGGUAGAUUAUCUUAAUAAUUAUUUGGAUUCAACCUUUGUUUA